AUGGAGCUGUCGCCGGCGAUGGCAACUGACGAUGUCGUUCAGGAGAUAAUGAGGCUCCACCGUUCGCUGCCCUACCGGCCGGGGAUCGAGGAAGUCGAGGCUGCGAGGACCCUGAUUCAGAACUUGGAGAGGGAAGAUCAGGCGAGGCUCGAGGGCGUUAAGAGGCGUGUCAAGGGCAAAAACGUGCCUGAAGAAUUGUUCAGGGUUCUGCAGGAUAUGCAGAGGAGCAUGAUCCAUUUCCACGGCAAGGAGCAGACAAGGGAGGCUGUGAAGCUGAUAGUCAUAGAUCUCGAGGACGUCCACAUGACGUUCGAUGAUUUGAUUCAGAGAGCGUCCAGAUGCCUGCUGGGGUCGUCAGGCACGGAGGAGCCCCCAUCCACCAAGGCAUCAUAUGACUUGUCCAACAACCUGAGCUACACCGUGAAUACCUCGUUGGCCUCCCUGUCAGCAUCCUCAUCUUCUUCUUCCAGUUUCUUGAACGACAUGGAGUACGGCAAGGCCUUGGGGCCCGCUUAUUCGAAGGACGAUUCGUACAUGAAGAAAACAAAGACAACCAUUCGUGUGGGUGGCUUGGAGCUGAAUUUGCACGGGAACUUGAUCAGCGAGUUGCCGGAAUCCAUCGGGAAUCUGCUUGGCCUUGUCCGUCUCGAUCUGAGAGGAAACCAGUUGAAAACACUACCUCCUACUAUUGCUGGUCAGAUUAAUCUUCAAGAGCUCAACCUGAGCUCCAAUGGGCUCUCGUACCUCCCCAAGGCCAUUGGGUCCCUCGUGCGCCUUGAAAAACUCAACAUUCAGACAAACAAUAUUGAAGAGAUCCCUCACACAAUCGGCCGGUGUGCUUCACUCAAGGAGUUUCGUGCGGACUAUAACCGACUCAAGGCCCUUCCUGAGGCGGUGGGUCGGAUCGAGUCUCUGGAGAUUCUCACUGUGCGUUAUAAUAACAUUAAACUGCGGCCGACAACUAUGUCAUCCCUUACGAACUUGAAGGAGCUCGAUGUGAGUUUCAACGAGCUGGAGUCUGUCCCGGAGAGCCUGUGCUUUGCCACGUCACUCGUGAAGAUGAACAUGAGCAACAACUCUGCCGACCUGCAGUCCCUGCUGAGGUCCAAUGGGAACCUUGAAAUGCUUCAAGUGUUGGAUAUGAGCAAUAAUCAGAUAAGGGUCCUGCCGGAAUCUUUCAGAAUGCUGACCCGACUCUGUGUCUUGAAUGUGGAAGGAAAUCCUCUGGAGGUGCCACCAAUGAACGUGACCGAGAAUGGGGCUCAGGCCGUUGUUCAGUACAAGGCCGAACUGGUUGUUCAGAAGCAGGUCAAGUCACAUCCAGGAACCAAGCCAAAAAAAUCAUGGGGAAUUUGCUUCUUUUCGAAAUCCAACAAAUGCAAACAGGACGGUGUGGACUUCGGUAAAGCUUAG
This is a messenger RNA of Striga hermonthica, 1413 nucleotides long. The record is from the annotation of a GenBank genome assembly. Lineage: Eukaryota; Viridiplantae; Streptophyta; Magnoliopsida; Lamiales; Orobanchaceae.